This is a messenger RNA of Meyerozyma guilliermondii ATCC 6260, 1389 nucleotides long. RefSeq names its product Prb1p (gene PRB1). NCBI's taxonomy places the organism in Eukaryota, Fungi, Ascomycota, Pichiomycetes, Serinales, Debaryomycetaceae. The record is from RefSeq and is a predicted model, not a curated record. The coding region runs from base 1 to 1389 and encodes 462 amino acids. Gene Ontology annotation, molecular function: serine-type endopeptidase activity. The transcript has a single exon. Gene Ontology annotation, biological process: proteolysis.
AUGUUGGCCACCAAACUUUUGCUUUUGGCCGCCAGCACUCAAGCUUUGCUUAUACCCAAUUUGGAGGCGCUCUCCAGCUUCCCCCAGAUCCUCAGAACAGAACUUGAAACUUCGAAGGAACAAGCUCCUUUUUUCGCUGGGGAUGAUACUGUGGCUCCAUUGCUGAUGGCGAAACCAUCACUGUCUGGAAUUCCUGGCCGCUAUAUUGUGGUUUUGAAAGACCACGCUAGCACAGAAGACAUCUCUGAGCAUUUGAACUGGUUGGAAGCACUUCCUGCCAACUUUAAAGUUGACCCUCUUGAGUCUGAGUAUCUCAAGUCUUAUGGGUUAACCAGAGAUAUUGUGUCUUUUAACGUUGAGGGUUUGAAGGGAUAUUCGGGGUUUUUGGAUGAGGGUCGCGUACAAGAAGUCAGAAACCAUCCUCUUGUCAAAUUUGUGGAGCAGGAAACUGUGGUCAAAUUGACUGAAUUCGAUGUACAAAAGGAUGCUACUUGGGGUCUUGCAAGAGUGAGUCAUCGCGAGCUCGAACCCUCAACCUCUUACUACUACGACAACGAAGGUGGAAAGGGUGUUACUGCCUAUGUGAUUGAUACUGGUAUCAAGGUUGACCAUGAAGAGUUUGAAAAUAGAGCUUCAUGGGGAAGUGUGUUGCCGUUCCCAUACUUCAAAUUUGACGAUAAUGGUCACGGUACACACUGUGCCGGUACUAUUGGUUCUAAGACCUACGGUAUUGCUAAAAAUGUCGAUUUAGUUGCUGUAAAGGUUAUGAAUGCUUUGGGUUCUGGUGUCACUUCCGAUAUUAUCAAAGGUAUCGAAUUUGUCGUCAACGCUCACAAGGAGCUGGUGGCCGCUAAGAAGAAGGGCUACAAGGGAGCCACCAUCAACUUGUCGCUUGGUGGAGGAGAACUGACCGCUUUGGACUUGGCUGUGAACGCUGCCACUGCUGCUGGUGUGCAUGUUGCUGUAGCUGCAGGAAAUGACAACCAAGAUGCUUGUUCGCUGUCUCCAGCAAGAGCCACCGGACCAGUAUGUGUGGGAGCUUCCAACAAUGCCGACGAUAGGGCCUCGUUUUCCAACUGGGGCUCUUGUGUCGAUAUUUUUGCACCUGGAGAAGACAUCUUGUCGACUUUUACCUGGAGUGAAACUACUUUGAUGUCUGGUACGUCGAUGGCCACUCCACAUGUCGUUGGAUUGCUCUCUUAUUUCGCCUCGUUGUACCCCGACAUCAACUCUGAGUUCUCAGAAUCACUCAUCUCGCCUGCUCUGUUGAAGCUGAAACUUAUCAAAUAUGGUACUAAAGGUGUUCUCAACAAUUUGGACAAAGCCUCGCCUAACAUCUUGGCUUACAACGGUGCUGGUGGUAAUUUGACUGAUUUCUGGAGCUUAUAA